CUCGUCUUGAAAUGAGAUGGUGAAAUGAUAGACGAAGUGUAUAAACAUCUAUACGCUUGAGAAAUAAGUAAAUAGGUAAAUGUGGACAGAAGUCCCUCCCUACACAAAGCGGUAGACUAGUGAUUUGACCUGGCUACUGGGAUCACAGAGAAUGCUUGCAGGUGAAUCACGUGCAUCGAACAGAGAAAUGGCCUGAUUCUUGAGGGCAUGCCUUCAGGCACGCUUUGUGCCAUGCAGCGCGGGUUGAUGUCUUCUCCUAGAUUUGUCUCGUCUGUACAAUGGACCCAAUCGAACACCCGGACCAGCAGUGAUGGAAAGGAUCACGGCGCAUACAGCCUGAGUGAGAGCACUUCACACACAGGAGAGCCCGUGGCUGGUUCCAGAGGGGAGGCAAGACGGUCUGCGACUGGGCUUCGGCGUCUCAAGGAGGCGGGAGGAGAAGAUCAAACCGGCCCAGUUUCGAAAGCCAAGCGCAAACACACAGCUUGGUCGGGCUUGGAGAGAGGGUUAUAAGCUGACGGCUCCGGUGUUCUCGCUGACACUCUCCAGCUGACGUUGUAGCGGGCGUUUCUGCAUCAUUCGUGCGGUUGAAG
Mytilinidion resinicola is the source of this 593-nucleotide messenger RNA. RefSeq lists its product as uncharacterized. Lineage: Eukaryota; Fungi; Ascomycota; Dothideomycetes; Mytilinidiales; Mytilinidiaceae. The coding region runs from base 208 to 513 and encodes 101 amino acids. The record is from RefSeq and is a predicted model, not a curated record. The transcript has a single exon.